GGAACGCAUUUUAGGACAUCAUGCGUCUACUUACGUUUGCGUCAUGCGUCGUCCUAUGCCUUCUCCGUUGCGCAUCGCUUGCCUUUGAAGUCACGGAUCAUCCAAAUGUGCAGUCGCACCUCCGCUCUGUAGCCUCCCUCCUCAGACGUCGCUCAUCAACGCUCCGCCCUCAGACUUCCUCCUUGAGCUGUCAGACGUCGUCCAUCAGGAAUCAGUCGUCCUCCAUCAGGCAUCCUCCAUCUGGCAUCAGGAAUCCUACAUCAGGCGUCCUCCAUCAGGAAUCCUUCAUCAGGCGUCCUCCAUCAGGAAUCCUCCAUCAGGCAUCAGGCGUCAGGAAUCCUCCAUCAGGCGUCAGGAAUCCACCAUCAGGCGUCAGGAUCAGGCAUCAGGCGUCAGCAUCAGGCGUCAGGAUCAGGUAUCAGGCGUCAGGAUCAGGCAUCAGGCGACUCUCUGUCCUGGGCUGCUGUAUUCAUUUUUUUUUUUACUUCCGGUUUUACAUUUGGCGCAUUUUUUCCCCAGCCAAUAGGAGUCUUAGGUUUCGACCAAUUAAAUUAAAGCUGCCACUUGUAGGCGUCGCCAUUUCGUCCCACAGACAUUGUUUGGCAAGGCACGCUGUCUGGCUCCGUUCAUCUACCCCCCCGCAUGAUUUGUGCUGGUCUCUACGUCUAGGAGAGGAAGUUUGCUGCUAUCAAUAAAACCAGUAAGUUAUAGAGUACGGAAACCAUUUAAGUACAGCCUCAGCUGUGCGCUUUUCUAAGUUACCGUAAUGCGGCCGCGUCUCUCGCUCACAUAUCCAAAAAAGCUGUAGUCACACCUUCGUCCUGGCCACACAUAAUGCUCCAAUUUAACUCCUCCUGUUGCGUAAGUCAGCCUUCACAUCUAAGCUUUCCUAAUUUGAUUUCCUCCACUCCCUCUCAGCCCUCCUCCCUUAUCCCCUCGCCUCUUGUACAAUACAUAUCUCCGCCUUCUGCCCCCCUCCAUUUGUCAGGCUUGCCAUUUUAGUUUUCAGCUUUCAUCUAAGCUAUAUUUUUGUCUUGUGCCCUCCUUUCUUAUUGGUCGUGUUCCCUAUAUUUACGAUACUUAUUUUCAUACGCGAUACACAUAAUUCACUUUUUUUUUUUUUAGGGUGGUGCCAAAUGUAAUAUCCAAUAGCAAUUCAAUAAUGAGUUUUUCAACCAAUAAAAUUUAAGUAUUGUUUUUACGAGUUUUAAAGUAACCUCAGAUGGUAAAUGCAGGCCUGCCACCAUGGGCGACCGUUGUCCACGGCCUGGCAAAAUUUAGCUUUAAAGGAGGGUUCUGCUGUGAUGCGCAUUCCGGACUAGCUGGGCC
Molecule: messenger RNA, 1329 nt
Organism: Xenopus laevis (African clawed frog)
Lineage: Eukaryota; Metazoa; Chordata; Amphibia; Anura; Pipidae
Exons: 2
Coding region: 21-695 (224 amino acids)
Source: RefSeq, a predicted model, not a curated record